AUGUGUCGGCAGGCCGGCCGCAUCCGCCAGUUCGGCGCCCCAGCGCAGGAUCGCCGACCCGGCGCCGAGACGCUGUCGGUCGGGAGCCGCCGCAAGGAUGUUGAGGUCUGCUUAGUCAGCAAAAUACAUCUUUGUCAGCCUCUCCCCAGCUCUGCCUACUCACAAACAUGGGCUGCCCCCCGGACCACCGCUGCCCGUUUCCGGUGCAGGCCGCCGAUGAAGCCGUUGAACACGUCCAGGUCGGCACCCUGGCCCAGCAUCUCCUCUGUGAACACGACCGGCUUGGUCCACUCUUCCUCUGUCCGCUCGCGGUGGUACACGACGUAUUUGCCAAACGCCACGAUCUCAUACCCCUCCUCCUCGGCUUCGUCCUUGUGGUCGCGCAGCAUCUCGGCCACCACCACCGGCACCUCCCGGCCCGUUCCCGGCGCCGCCUCGUCAAAGAUGCUGCCCGCAAACUUGGCCACCACGUCCGCCGUCGGCACGCCCGCGGGCGGAUACAUGGCUGGUGACAUGGGGUCCGGCCCAAACGCUGCAAAGUACACCUGCGUGAUCGCGUCAAUGUCCGCGGCCACGGCCUGCCGCACGCGCAGCUGA
Molecule: messenger RNA, 597 nt
Organism: Grosmannia clavigera kw1407
Lineage: Eukaryota; Fungi; Ascomycota; Sordariomycetes; Ophiostomatales; Ophiostomataceae
Exons: 2
Coding region: 1-597 (198 amino acids)
Source: RefSeq, a predicted model, not a curated record